AUGUGCUGUUUCAUCAUUCGUUUCAUUGCUUUCAUACUUAGUGCAUCGGGUGCUACAACAUAUAAUCUAUUUUGUGUUCCUUACACUGUUAUUUCUAGUCUUGCCUUGCUUGCAUCGUUUCUUACACUUUCAUCUUCUUUGGAACUUUCGUCCAGACGUAGGCGAGAUCGAUCUCAUCUACGAUUUAUUCCAGAUAAAUUAGUUAAUGAAGAAUGUGAAAGUGGAUGGCAAGUUUCGAGAUGUACUAAUGCAAUUACUUAUCAAUCCAAAAGUCUCCAUCACGCUCUACUAUAUCAUUCGUUUCGCGCGCUAUCGAAGAAAACCAUGGUACCUAUACAAGAUAAUGAAAGAAUCAUUGCCUAUCAUGCAACUACCAACGAUCAAGCAGUCGAUAUUGCUCAAAACGGUUUUCCUGUCGAUCAACGUAGAAAAGUAUCUGAUCACAUUCGUUUUACGCGCAUUGUGGAGAAAUGGAACACUACUGAAGCGUCAGAGUCUACAGCCAUUAUCUGCGCUCGACUCAAUCUAGGUCAUGUUGUGAAUGUUGAAAGUGAGGACACAUUCAAAUUUUCAGCUCAUUCUAAUAUCUAUCCACAGAUGCUACAACUGUUGCUAGACGGUUCCCUUAAAGUGAACUUUCCUGAUGAAAUUGAAAACUGGGUGAUUGCAUUACGAACAAGAACGAACGAAAUAUUUGAUAUAUCCGCCUAUGAUGGUUGUAUUUGA
Messenger RNA from Adineta ricciae, 726 nucleotides. NCBI's taxonomy places the organism in Eukaryota, Metazoa, Rotifera, Eurotatoria, Adinetida, Adinetidae. The record is from the annotation of a GenBank genome assembly.